Prosopis cineraria is the source of this 2826-nucleotide messenger RNA. Its product is annotated as (-)-germacrene D synthase-like. Gene Ontology annotation, biological process: diterpenoid biosynthetic process. Gene Ontology annotation, molecular function: magnesium ion binding; terpene synthase activity. Lineage: Eukaryota; Viridiplantae; Streptophyta; Magnoliopsida; Fabales; Fabaceae. The record is from RefSeq and is a predicted model, not a curated record. The transcript is spliced from 11 exons. Bases 16 to 2826 code for a protein of 936 amino acids.
GAAGUUGGUGAUGAAAUGAAGAAAAAUAUUGAAACAUUGAAAGAAGAAGUGAGGAAGAUUCUUGCUUCUACUAUGGACAAGCUCUUGAAGAAAGCUGAAGUGGUUGAUUCAAUUCAACGUUUGGGUUUGUCAUAUCAUUUUGAGCCUGAGAUUGAUCAAGUGUUGAAGCAGCUUCACAAUGAUUAUGUUGAAAAUAAUGAAAUAACUCACAUUGAAGAUCUCCAUUCUCUAGCGCUACUCUUUAAUUUACUGAGACAACAUGGAUAUCCUGUUUCACCUGAUGUGUUAAACAAGUUCAAGGAUGAGAAAGGAAACUUCAGUGAAAGACUUGCUUCAGAUGUUGAAGGAAUGAUACGUUUGUAUGAAGCUUCACAUCUGAGUAUUCAUGGAGAAGACAUUUUAGACGAAGCACAUGCUUUCACCUCCAAUCAUCUUCAAUCCAUCACGGUUGAAUCAAACCCUUUUCUAGUAGCGAAACUCAAUCGUGUCUUAAAGCAGUGCCCAUAUAGGGGAGUGACAAGGCUAGAGGCACGAAAGUACAUCUCAAUCUACCAUCUUCGUCCUUCCCAUAGUGAAGUUCUUUUGGCCUUAGCAAAAUUAGACUUCAACGCACUCCAAAAACUGCACCAGAAAGAAAUUGGCAACAUCUGCAAAUGGUGGAACAGUUUGGAUGAGCCAAGAAAUCUAUCAUAUGUAAGAGACAGGAUUGUUGAAAAUUAUUUCUGGGGCCUUGCGACUUCUUAUUUUGAGCCUCAAUACUCCAAAUGUAGAAGCACCAUGGCCAAAGGAAUUGGCUUCUUAACUAUCGUCGAUGAUACAUACGAUGUUUAUCGAACCAUUGACGAACUAGAACUCUUCACGGCAGUAAUUGAGAGGUGGGAUAGUAGUUGCUUGGAUGACCUCCCAGGAUAUAUGAAGCUAAUUUAUAAGGAACUGCUGAAUAUAUUUGAAGAAAUAGGUGAUGAGGACAAGGGCAAAGAAGGAAGAUCAUAUUGUGUUGACUAUAUAAUAAAUGACUUUAAAAGGAUAAUGCAAGCCUUCAUGACAGAAGCGAGAUGGUUAUAUAGAAACUAUAUACCAACAACAGAGGAAUAUUUGAGCAUAUCGACACUAACUUCUUGUUUUACAUUCCUAUCCAUGUCUUCUUUCACUUAUAUGGGAGACAUUGUAGGUGAGGACAUUUUCAAAUGGGUACAAACCCAACCUAAAAUUAUGAAAGCUUCUUCUGUUAUUGGCAGGCUCAUGGAUGACAUCGUCUCUAGUGAGGAAUUUGAUGAUGAAAUGAAGAAAAAUAUUGAAACAUUGAAAGAAGAAGUGAGGAAGAUUCUUGUUUCUACUAUGGACAAGCUCCUGAAGAAAACAGAAGUGGUUGAUUCAAUCCAAAGUUUGGGUUUGUCUUAUCAUUUUAAGCCUGAGAUUGAUAAAGUGUUGAAGCAGCUUCACAAUGAUUAUGUUGAAACUAAUGACAUAACUCAUAUUGAAGGUCUUCAUUCUCUAGCUCUACUCUUCAAGUUACUGAGACAACAUGGAUAUCCUGUUUCAUCUGAUGUGUUCAACAAGUUCAAGGAUGAGAAAGGAAACUUCAGUGAAAGAAUUGCUUCAGAUGUUGAAGGAAUGAUAAGUUUGUAUGAAGCUUCUCAUCUGAGUACUCACGGAGAAGACAUUUUAGAUAAAGCAAGGGCUUUCACCUCCAAUCAUCUUCAAUCCAUCACCAUUGAAUCAAACCCUUUUCUAGCAGCAAAACUCAAUCAUGUCUUAAAGCAAUGUCCAUAUAGGGGAAUACCAAGGCUAGAGGCACGAAAGUACAUCUCAAUCUACCACCUUCGUCCUUCACAUAGUGAAGUUCUUUUGACCUUAGCAAAAUUAGACUUCAACGCACUCCAAAAACUGCACCAGAAAGAAAUUGGCAACAUUUGCAAAUGGUGGAACAGUUUGGAUGUGCCAAGAAAUCUAUCAUAUGUAAGAAACAGGAUUGUGGAAGAUUACUCCUGGGCUCUUUCGACUUUUUAUUUUGAGCCUCAAUACUCCAAAGGUAGAAGCAUCAUGGCCAAAGAAUUUGGCUUCUUAACUAUCAUCGAUGAUACGUACGAUGUUUAUGGAACCAUUGAUGAACUAGAACUCUUCACUGUGGCAAUUGAGAGGUGGGAUAGUAGUUGCUUGGAUGACCUCCCAGGAUAUAUGAAGCUAAUUUAUAAGGAACUGUUGAAUAUGUUUGAAGAAAUAGGUGAUGAGGACAAGGGCAAAGAAGGAAGAGCAUACUGCGUUGACUAUAUAAUAAAAGACUUUAAAAGGCUCGUGCAAGCCUUUAUGACAGAAGCGAGAUGGUUAUAUAGAAACUAUAUACCAACAACAGAGGAAUACUUGAGCAUAUCGACAGUAACUUCCUGCGUUACAUUCCUAUCCAUGUCUUCUUUCACUUAUAUGGGAGACAUCGUAAGUGAGGACAUUUUCAAAUGGGUACAAACCCAACCUAAAAUUAUCAAAGCUUCUUCUGUUAUUGUCAGGGUUAUGGAUGACAUCGUCUCUAGUGAGUUUGAGAGGAAAAGAGGGCACAUUGCCUCACUUGUGGAAUGCUAUAUGAAGGACCAUGGAGUGUCAAGACAGGAAGCCAUAGAUGAAUUGAAAAAGAUGAUUGAGAGUGCAUGGAAGGAUGUCAAUGAGGAAUGUCUUAGACCAACUCAAGUACCUAUGCCCUUUCUAAAGAUGGCUCUGAAUCUUGCUCGUUUCAUGGAUGCGAUGUAUAAGGAUGCUGAUAAUUACACUCAUUCUGGAGGAGCCAUGAAGGAGUACAUUACACUAUUGUUUGUGGAUCCUGUGCCAAUAUGA